This is a messenger RNA of Amborella trichopoda, 2990 nucleotides long. Lineage: Eukaryota; Viridiplantae; Streptophyta; Magnoliopsida; Amborellales; Amborellaceae. The record is from RefSeq and is a predicted model, not a curated record.
UUUCUUUUAUUAAGUUUGGUUGAAAGAAAAACUCCUAUAAUUCCAAGAAAACCACAUGUAUGAACUUGAAUUUCUGAAAAAGCACAGCAAUUUUCAAGUUUUAUUUACUAUCUAUUUGGAUAUCUCGUAAAGGGAGCUUUCUCAAUGAAUGGCUGCCAAGCUAUGGACCAAAAUCUUGUUCAUUUUAAUCGAAAAAGCUUACGAAUGGUAGAUAAUUAGCAGAGAAAAUGGCUCUUUUGACCUCUUUCUCAUCUGCAAUGUCCAUCCUCUUCCAGAAGGUAUGUAAUCAAAUCUGCAUUUUUCAUGGGAAAAAGCUACUGUUUAUUGCAUAAUAUGAGCAAUUCUUAUGUGGGGUACUGUGAUUUUUCCUGUAUUUGUGGAAAGAGGCAAGAAUUCGAGCUUCUCAUGCCUAAUUGUGCUUGUUAAUCCUUGUCCAAGUAGUUUCUGAUUUGGGUUUUCAUCCAUGCUACAAGUAGGAAGAAGAGGGAGAAGUAAACAAUGGGGUUUGGUCUUUCUUUAAGUUACAGUAGUGGCUGUUAUUUACCUAAUAAAAACCCACAUAUUUAUUCUCAGUUGGGUACUCUGAGAAUCAUUUAUUCCCUAAAUGUAAGUUCAUUUCAUCACCGUAAUAUUGGGUUUUGGUCUGAGUUCGCUACAAGUGGAUCUAAACAGAAGUUUUGUUAUGUGAAUUUGGUAUCAAAGGUUAAUUUAGCAUAUAGCAGUUCACUAAGGGCAGCUUUUACUCUCUCAUGGGCUUUAGAGCAGAACCCACUUAGCAAUGAAUCUGAGAAAGAAACCAUGAUUCCCAAUUUGGGAGACGAACAAUUUGAGGAUCAGGAAACAGAGCGUUUUGUCUCUGUAAAUUCGAAGGAAAUCAACCAGAAUAAUAAAGAUUUCAUGGUAAAUUGUGAAGAUGAAGAUGAGAGAGAAGCAGAUGGCAAGAAUCCUAGUUUGGUUGAAUCAGAGGCUGAGAAGGCUAGUGAUAUCAGAAACGGUAGGGUUAACGUUCAUGCGCUGGCUAUGAGUUUACAGUUUGCCGAAAGAGCAGACGAUGUGGAGGAGGUCUUGGGGGACAUGGACCUUCCACCCUCUGUAUAUUCAUCAAUGAUACGGGGUUUUGGAAUGGCCGAAAGACUAAAACCAGCAAUUGCACUUGUUGAAUGGCUUAAAAGGGGGAAGAAAUCUACCAAUGGUGGAGCCAUUUUGAAUCUCUAUAUUUAUAACAGCCUCUUGGGUGCUGCCAAGGCUUCCCACUCCUAUGAAAAAGUGGGCAAAAUCAUUGAAGACAUGGAAAAACAGGGGAUUCUUCCUAAUAUAGUGACUUUAAACACUUUAAUGUCCGUAUACCUUGAACAGGGAAAGACCCAGGAGGCCCGUGACAUUUUUUCAGAGAUUCCAAGAAACGGUCUAUCACCAUCUCCUGUUACUUACUCGACAGUCUUACAAAUUUACAGGAAAAUGGAGGAUGCUAAAGGGGCACUCGAAUUCUUCGUUGAAUCAAGAGAGAAGUAUAAAAAGGGGGAGAUUGAAAAUGAUUCAUGUGAAGAUUGGGAGAAUGAGUUUGCCAAGUUGGAGAAUUUCACCAUUAGAAUUUGUUAUCAGGUAAUGAGAGGGUGGCUUGUUAAAGGAGGAGGCCGUGAGGCCACUGAUGUUUUGAAGCUUCUUAUUGAGCUAGAUAAGGCAGGAUUGAAACCAGGACGAGCAAUUUAUGAGCGCCUCAUCUGGGCAUGCACUAAUGAAGGUCAUUACAUUGUUGCAAAAGAAUUAUAUCAGAGGAUAAGAGAAAACAACACAGAGAUAAGCCUAUCAGUGUGCAACCAUGUGAUAUGGCUAAUGGGUAAGGCUAAGAAAUGGUGGGCAUCUUUGGAGGUCUAUGAGGAAAUGCUAGAUAAAGGCCCAAAACCCAAUAAUCUUUCCUAUGAGCUUAUGGUUUCUCAGUUUAAUAUUCUUCUUAGUGCAGCUAGUAGAAGAGGGAUUUGGAAUUGGGCUAUUAGGCUACUGAACAAAAUGCAAGAAAAAGGCAUAAAACCGAGAACCCGGGAAUGGAAUGCUGCCCUUGUGGCUUGCUCUAGGGCAUCUGAGGCAGCAGCUGCUGUCCAAAUUUUUAUGAGAAUGGUGGAGCAAGGUGAGAAGCCCACCAUCCUUUCUUAUGGAGCUUUGCUUAGUGCUUUAGAGAAAGGGAAGCUUUAUGACAAGGCCCAUCAAGUAUGGGAACAUAUGAUAAAAGUUGGGGUUCAACCAAACUUGUAUGCAUAUACGACCAUGUUGUCUAUUUAUAUCAAACAAGGGAGAUUAAAAGCAGUGGACAUUGUCAUCCGUGAGAUGAACUCUUUGGGAAUUGAACCAACAGUAGUAACUUUUAAUGCAAUUAUUAGUGGGUGUGCAUAUAAAGGUAUGGGAGGGGCAGCCUUUGAGUGGUUUCAUCGAAUGAAAGCAAAAAAUAUUGAGCCUAAUGAAAUUACUUAUGAGAUGCUUAUUGAAGCUCUUGCUAAUGAUGGUAAACCAAGGUUGGCCUAUGAGGUAUACCUGAGGGCACGAAAUGAAGAUCUAUUACUUUCCCCUAAGGCUUAUGAUUCUGUUUUGAGAUCUUCGUAUCAGUACAAGGCAAGCAUCGAUAUGAGCCGCUUAGGGCCUCGCCCUCCUGAGAAGACAAAGAAACGUACUAAGGUUUCAGCUGAGUUUUGCAGGCUUCCUGAUAUGUCUCGGAGAGAGAAGCCUCUUGAUAGUAAUGCCGUCUACAAGUCACAGCCAGAGGAGAUCCAUCAACAUAAUGAGACUGCUAAAUGAAAUCAGUGUUGUGAAUCUUUGGUGAUGCUGAAAUUAUUGUGUUCCAAGCAAAUUUUGAAGGCUUCCAUAUUUUUGAUAUAUACUGCAUCUGUGUGGAGAUCGUAAUGAAAAAUCAAUCAUGCCAAUAUUGAUGUAUGGUACAUAUGUACAGAGAUCUCACUGUAAAACCAUCUUUAGUAGUUCUAAUUUUUCCGUUGGUAUAA